UAGUGAAAAUUAAAUGAUUUUCGAAAGCAAGUUAUUAUUAUUUUAAUUCAGAAAACUUUUGUUUAAAAUUUUAAUAAUGCCACUUUAUGGGAGUGUGAUGCAAGAAAAACUUCCUGUGGUGCUGGAUAUUGGAACGGUCUAUACAAAAAUUGGUUUUGCAGCUGAAGCAUAUCCGAGACAUAUAAUCCCAACGAAGGUUUUUGUGUCUACAAAUGGAAAAACAAAAAAUUUAUUUGAAUAUGAGAAGCUUUCUGAAUUUUACGAUCAAAUGGUUGAUUUCUUGCAGGAAGUAUUUUUUAAAUAUGUUCUCGUUAGCCCCAAAGAUCGAAAGGUAGUUUUAGUUGAGAGCAGCUUUAACCCUACUGCCAUAAGGGAAACCAUUGCCAAAGUAUUAUUUAGACAUUUUGAAGUUUCUUCAUUGUUAUUUGUACCAACUCACUUGGUGUCCUUAUCUUGUUUAGCUGUUGAUACUGCGGUUGUAGUAGAUUUGGGAUAUAAGGAAACAACUAUACUACCAGUUUAUUGCGGUGUUCAAAUAUUAAAUGCAUUUAAUUCACAAGAAUAUGGCGGCGAAAAAAUACAUGCAGAAAUUAAAAAGCAACUUUUAGAAACAGGAGUUGAAGAAGAAUAUUUAACUGAAGAAGUUUUGGAAGAUAUAAAAGUUCGAACUUGUUUUGUAACUACUUUCGAAAGAGCUCAACAAUAUAGGGAAGAAAAACCACCUACCGCCCCGCCAGAUGUUGAAUAUCCAGUUCAUGGCAAAGAAAUAAUUAAAAUACCAGGAAAAUUGCGGGAGACAGUAAUGGAAAUAUUUUUUGCAGAAGAUAAUGACAAUUCCAGUUUACCCCAUCAGAUUUUAGAUGCGAUUUUAAAAUGUAAUAUGGAUAUGAGAAAGAUUUUAGCCGAAAAUAUAUUUCUUAUUGGAGGAACAUCUAUGAUAAUGGGAUUAAUGGCUAGAUUAAAAAGUGAGCUAUUGUACUUAAAGGAUUCGAAUAUAUAUAAAGAUAAGUUAUAUAUUAAAACGAUGAAAUUUCACAAAGCUCCAGCAAAAUCAAAUUUUACCGCUUGGUUAGGUGGUUCCAUUUACGGUGGCACAGAAUCAGUUUUGAACAAAUAUUUAUGUAAAGCAGAUUAUUCAAAAUGUCCAAGGGUACCCGAUUUCAUAAAUCUUGAUGAUAAUAAGGCAUGUUCUUGGUGAUCUUCAUUUUAUAUAAUGAAAUUAAUUUUAACAUGUAUGUAAGUACGUGUGAUAUGGUAGAUAUACGAGUAUAUAAAUGUAUCCAAUAUAUCACCCAAUAAUGAAUUUAACUUUUUAAAUGACACAAUAAUGAAUUAAACAUUCAAUCAAAUUUGUAGUUUUUUAAGUAAAACCAAGAGAAGAAACUUAAAUUUUUUUUAUUCAAUCU
This is a messenger RNA of Condylostylus longicornis, 1406 nucleotides long. RefSeq names its product actin-related protein 10 (gene Arp10). Lineage: Eukaryota; Metazoa; Arthropoda; Insecta; Diptera; Dolichopodidae. The transcript is spliced from 3 exons. The record is from RefSeq and is a predicted model, not a curated record. The coding region runs from base 77 to 1198 and encodes 373 amino acids. Gene Ontology annotation, biological process: retrograde axonal transport of mitochondrion.